AUGGAAAACGAAGAAGGGAUCAAAAAGUCAAAUACUAACGACACUCACGAGGCAAAAUUAAUGGACGAAAAUCAUUUGGAGAAGUUGGAUGCUCCUACUCAAGGAAAUGCUCCCGCACAAUUGUCACCAUUAGAAUGCAAAAAAAUGAUUGAUGAAUUGGCGGGUAUUGUUUAUUAUAAAUCAAAGGCACUCAUCGAGUGCCAGAAGCUUACCGAGUAUGGCACUGAGUUAAUUAAAAAGAAAAAUGGAAUGCAAAUGAGACUGAGCAAAGCGAUUGAAAAGCAAAUGCAAUUCGGUAAAUACGACAACUUGAUCACCGCAAACGCCAAAAAGCAUGAGCUUGAACAACAGCUGAAUCCUUUGACAUAUGCGAUCAAGCAUUGCGGUGAACGAAUCCGUGCCUUGCAAAUUCAAUGCGAAAAAGAAUAUCCAAAAGAAAAAAUCGAACGUAUUCUUGUGAACAUUCGUUCGAUGAAAGAUGCUGGAGUUGCAAUGGACUUUUCUUCUCAAAUAAAUGUAAACAGUGGACCCUCGAACAUUAAAAAACUAAACGAGGAGAUUGAACAAGAAAAACCAAAUCUGAAACAACUAGAAGAUUUGCUGAGGGAAGCAAAGAAGCGUCAAGGCCGAACAUUUUUCCUUCACCGAUCCAUUGAAGAAAUUGACUCGUAUUAUGCUCGUCGAGCCUUGGAACUGAUGCUUAAUAACAAGCGUCUAUUACAAAUUUGUCUUCUGGGACUGGAGAUGAUACGAGAGUUACUCAUGUCAGAUAGCGAUACUGAUAAUCCGGCAGAUUGUAAGAAGUCUAACGCGAAAAAAGAUGGUGAGGAGCAUAUUGAGGAUAUGAAAUGUGAGGUCAAAUUUGACGGGUUUAUGAGAAAAACUGAUGACAUGGAAUAG
This is a messenger RNA of Cercopithifilaria johnstoni, 900 nucleotides long. The record is from the annotation of a GenBank genome assembly. NCBI's taxonomy places the organism in Eukaryota, Metazoa, Nematoda, Chromadorea, Rhabditida, Onchocercidae.